Heterobilharzia americana is the source of this 3835-nucleotide messenger RNA. The record is from the annotation of a GenBank genome assembly. Lineage: Eukaryota; Metazoa; Platyhelminthes; Trematoda; Strigeidida; Schistosomatidae.
CUAACCUAAUAAACGAGUUUCAACAACGAUGAAACACUUGUUCAUACUUAAUCGCGAUUACGAACGUCUAGGUUCUCUCGUUGCUGUCGACUUGUUAGGUUUUUAACUUCACAUUUGUGUGAAAAAUCUGAAACCUAUUACAGCCUGAUCAGUUUGAACUCUGUAUUAAUUGUUAUGUGGACUGUCUACGUACUUGCUGCUUAAUUGGAAUAUACCUAAUUUUUGGACUGCAUGCGAAAUGGCCCAUACAGCUCUACAGCAUCAAAAUAACUCUUAUGCAAGUGGAAGACUUGUCAAGCGAAGUUCACAAGACCUAGGUUUACAGAUUGAAAUUUAUGAAGGUUAUUACGAAUUUCUGCGGCGUUACACUCUUGGUGAACGUUUUGGAUCUGGUGGAUUUGGUCAUGUUCAUCGGGCUAGACGUACGUCGGAUAAUAAAGAAGUGGUGGUGAAAGAGGUUCGCUCAGACAAAGUUCCUUGUUGGUGUUUGUUGGACAACCAGUUAAUGCCAAUUGAAGUUGUACUCCUAGUUAUGUGUCAGGGUUUACCGGGAUAGUUCACCUGUUGGAUGCUUUUAAUUUAGGUCAAUCAUGGGCAAUUGUUAUGGAUCGAGUUUCGAAUACCACAUGUGAUAUGUUUGAUUAUAUUGGUGAACGAGGAACAUUGUCUGAAAGUGAAACAGCUUAUUUUUUUCAUCAAUUAAUCGGUAUAUUAUUAUCAUGCCAUAAAGUUGGUGUACUGCAUCGAGAUAUUAAAGAUGAAAAUAUUUUAAUCAAUCGUACAACCAAUGAAUUAAUACUUAUUGAUUUUGGUUCUGGUGCUUUCUUGGAAUCACGUUUUUACACAGAUUUCGAUGGCACUCGUGUUUAUAGCCCGCCUGAAUGGAUUCUGAACAAUCGAUAUCAUGGUAAACAAGCUGAAGUAUGGUCUUUGGGUGUACUACUGUAUGAUAUGUUGUGUGGUGAUAUCCCUUUUGUAAAUGAUAAAAGUAUUAUUGGGGGAAAGUUACGAUAUCGUAGAGACAAUUUAAGUGAAGCAGCAAAACAUCUUAUUGCAAGCUGUUUAAACAUGGACCCAUCUAAACGCCCGUCUUUGUUAGAAAUCCUGCAACACCCAUGGAUGCAAGCACAUAGACCACAAGCUGGUACGCAAAUUCCGCCAGCCCUUCAAAUUGCUUUAAAUGCUCUGGGAAAUUCAAUGACUACGCAUGACUUUAAUUUAAGUGUCACGUCAGCUUCGGAUGAUUCACAGCGUUCUACAGAAGUGCCAAGUUCAAGUGUAUCAAGUCAAAUGGCAACUGAUUUAGCAUACUCUUGUUCAUGUACGAAUCCUUCGUCUUCAGGUAUUGAUAACAACUUUAGCAAUCAACCAACAGAUAAUAUUGACUACUCACAAACGGUUCUUAAUUCAAGUUUUAAUUCAUCUGAUAUAAAAAAUCAGUCGAACAAUAAUUUUCAUAUUCCAACUGAUACCAAUAAAUUAGUUGAAAUGAAUAAUAUUUUCAGUUUUGAAGAAAUUCUUACAGGCAGUGUUCCAAUUGAUGAAUUUUCCCGAUCUUCUGCGUAUGGCAUACCCCCUAAACUUGAAAUACCUUGGUGUAUCCCUAAUACAAAGAUCAAUGAACGAGUGGAAUUCGCUAUCCAAUCUCAUCCUUCAGAUCAUAUAUCUCCAUGCCUGAAAACAUCAUGCGCUGAAAAUUUACCUCGUCUUCAUUCCAAUGGAUCCAAUUCGAGUUCUGGUUAUUAUUCACGCUCUGAUUCGUUGUCAUCAAACGAAGGUAAACAACUUAUUUCAGCUGUAAAUGCUAGUAAUGUACGUACAUGUUCGACUGCAAGUCAUAUGGCAUCUGUUAUGUCUGUUACUAAACUUGUGUCAACAGUUAUUGGUGAUAGGCUUCCAUGUUCGUCUGCUGGAUCAUCACAUUCCCGUAUUCAAAAUACAGAACUUCCUGAUCAUUUGCAUUAUUGGCGUUCAGGCAGUUCAAGUGCAACAUCUUCUGACUCAUCAUCAUCUUAUUCAUCAACCAAAUCCAAUCCCCUUGAUAAACAACUCCGACCUACUAGCGAAAAUGCAAUUGCUAGUGUUUAUUCGUCUGCUUACGUUAAUACUCAACCAGAUUCACUGAGUUUACUUCUUUGGCCUACACUCCUAAAUUCAACCAAACCAACAUCUCAAGUGUAUUCAACUCCUGUGACUCAUUCCACGGCACCGUGUUCUGGAGGUGCAGUUUUUACUUCAAGUGCAAAUCCUAUAACCAAUCCAAACUCGGAUACUCUAAAGGGUUUGCUGUCCUCAUCAACCUCUGAAUUAAAUUCUCCUCUGUCAAUCCGUGACUGGUUCAUUGGAAGUAAUGUCAACAUGGAUCACGUAUGACCUUUUAAUUUUGAUUAUAAUUAACGCUCAAUUCAUUCUUUUACUCUCAUGUAAUGUGCUCAUUAUAUACAAUAUCCAAUGUGAUGAAUUUAUGGUAUGUGUACUUCAGAGUAUCGAUAUCCAUCACGAUCUCAUAUGUUCCUUUAUUUCAAAAUUUUCACAAUGAAAAUUGAGCUGUGUGCCUACAGAGUCUCAACGUUUUUUUUAAUAUUAUUUUACGAAUCUUAUUUCUACCUCAUAAUUAUACACCUUUUUCUUUGUAAUUUGUAAUCUAAAAAUGCUAUCUAGCAAUGAUACUAAUGUUGAUUAAUUAUUGUUUUCGUUUCCCUCCUUAACAAUUCGCUUUUUGGUUCCGGUGUAUCAUACACUGAACCCAGCACUGGCUUCACCUAUUCUUUAUGUUAUAUAUAUAUAUAUAUAUAUAUAUAUAUACCUGUUGUACAGUCUACUUUUGCGUUACAAUUGACUUCCAUCGUUCACAUUUGAAAUAUGCUGUUCCAUUGUCGAUUAACCUUAUUUCUAGCCUCCAUUAAAUUUUAUUUUCAAGGUCAUCCCAUCACGCACAUUUUAUCGCCUCUUUACAUUACCACCAUUAGUAACUUGUUCUAUCCGUUUUUUGUACAGAUAAUCACUUCACUUCUUCCGUUGACUUGGACUGCACAACUUUCUGAUUGUAUGGUUGUGGUAAUCCUCAUUCAAAUAGUUGUCUAUUUAAUCAUUAAUAUGUAGUUUUCUGAUUGACAAUGUGUCCCAUUUUCUCUUUCUUUACGAUUCUUUUAUUCUUCUAUUGAUAGUUUGGUAAGCUUAUUAAGGGCACCAUAUUGAUUAUCACACGUUAUUUCGGUUUCGCAAGUCUCAUAUGGUCUUAGAACUAGUUAUUUCCUACGUAUAGCAAAUAAUAACAUCUAUGAGCUAUUUUAUCUUGUCUUCAUAUUUUUUGAGACAUUGAUCAUGUACAUUCUUGUGUAUAAUCUUGUUAUCCGAAUAUUUGUUAUUAUUUUUACUACGCUAUGUAAAAGUUGUUUUAAACAUUCGUUUUAUUUUCUUCUUCUAAACAUAUUCGAAUAGAUUCUGAGCUAUUUGAAGUUGAAAUAUUCGACAAUAUUUAUUACAUUGCUUAAAUUGCUCACCACCACCACCUGCCUAGUGUUUUUAGCCUUCGUUUUCCUCGUGAAGAAAACAUAUUUUUCGACAAGUAGUGGUCUAUUUUUAGAGUAAUAAUUUUAAAAAUAGACCACUACUUGUCGAAGAAUCUGUCGAUUUCUUCACGAGGAAAACGAAGGCUAAAAACACUUUAGGCAGGAAGUGGUGAUGGUGAGCAAUUUAAGCAAUAUAACAAACAUUGUGGAAUACUUCAACUGGCUUUGCAGUGUAACUGUUUUAUUCGUUCGUUUGCUUUUACUUGCGUGAGUGUGUGUAAAGUGCACCCCAAUUUUUUUUUACAUAUAUAAUAGAUCUAAAA